AUGUUUUGUGACGGCAUUAAGCGGGUUGCUAUUGAUUGCGAUUUACCUGCAGCUAGCUGCAGCUGCAUCACAGCGUGCUACCCACAGGCCACCGAAGACAAAAGCAAAACCAGACCUGUCGUGUUGCAGGACGCGCUGCAGAAGUUCGAAGCCUGUCAAACAGGCUGCGCUGAUGCUGCUGCAGUGAGCUCGAAGCUCAGAAGCGGAUCUAAGCAAGUAUAUAGCAAGCAUCAAUCCUGCUGGUACCAACAGGUAGAGAGAAGCGUUGAUGAGCUGUGUCCACAGCCCUGCUCUGGGCAUUCCUGGCAAGAAGGUGUUGCCAUUAAAGCGGCCGGCGAUGCGGCGCGAUGGGACCUGGCUGUUGCACUUUUAGAUUUGGAUUGCCACCAUGGGCGAGCAGCCCUGGCUCACUUCGGUGCCGCGAUCUCUGUGUGUGCUGCAGCACGGCAGUGGCACCAUGCACUGGCGAUCCUGCAGCACAUGCCAAAACGACACCUUGACCCGGACGCAGCCUGCUUCGGAGUGGUGGCGGGUGCCUGUGAAAGAGCUGGGCACCACGUACUCUCCAGCGGCUUGUUGGCCGAAAUGUGCCGAGCGCCGGGCCAGAAACGCAAAACUCUGACAAUCGGUUUCACGAAUGCCAUGAGUGAAGCUUGCCGCGGAUCACAUUGGGACAGGGCUCUGGAGCAUUUCAGCAAAGCCGUCGACAUGAGGCUGGUGUUGGACAUCCCUGCCUACAGUGCCGCACUUGCCGCCUGCCAGAAAGGUGCAGCCUGGCGGGAAAGCAUGGAGAUCCUUGCCAGUCUGGACAAGGAAGUUGAGGCGUCACCAUCCAACGCUGCCAGCUUGCUAGUUGCUUGUUCAGCUGCACUUGGUGCCUGUGCACAUGGUGGCCAUUGGGAGCACGCUUUGAAGCACCUGGGCUUGGCCCAGCGGCUUGCAAGCCAGAGCCAGGAGGCCAGCCAGCCAUUUCUUGUUGCUAUGCAUGGCGCGGUGGGCGUCUUUGCUGAAGCUCUUCAUUGGGAGCUGGCCCUUGACCUGCUGCCACGGAUGCAGAAGGAGGCCUCCAGGCACACCAGCGUCCCACUGACAACCUUCCGCGCCACGAACGCUGCGCUGGCAGCUUGCACCCGAAGCCUGGCAUGGCGCAAGGCGUGCCAGCUGGUCUUCCCAGUCCCCGACGGCUUGGAUCCUCCGGACUUGGCAUCCUCCUGCGCCUCCAGAAGCAUCGGCCUUUUCUUGGCAUCGGCCGCCUUUGAAAAAAGCCAAGUCAUGCACAGGUCACUGCGCUGGAUGGGCAGAGCAUCUAAGUCGUGGCAAAGCGCAAAGUUGGCCGGUUCUGGGAUGCCUUCCUUGGCCGCGGAUUUGGCUCCGGUGGCCGCCGCACUGCUAAAUACAGCUUCCUUCUGCAAGGACAGCUUCACCCGGUUAUUUGGCAGAAGCACAUUUCAGCCGCUGCUGCAAUGCCUCAGCAUGACACAGCGUGGGGCGCGCUGGAGCACGCGUUGGGGCCCACAAGGACGACUCUGCGAACUUGGACUGGAUGGGCUGACAGACGUGGGAAUUCUUUAUGGCCGUCUGGCCAUUGCUUCUCUGGGUGGAGCUCCGCGGCAAAGUUUCUCUAUGGUCAAAAACAAGCGCUGA
Molecule: messenger RNA, 1644 nt
Organism: Symbiodinium natans
Lineage: Eukaryota; Dinophyceae; Suessiales; Symbiodiniaceae
Source: the annotation of a GenBank genome assembly